Molecule: messenger RNA, 678 nt
Organism: Cylicostephanus goldi
Lineage: Eukaryota; Metazoa; Nematoda; Chromadorea; Rhabditida; Strongylidae
Source: the annotation of a GenBank genome assembly
UUCCCCGAAAAAGCAGAGGGAAUGCUGGACACCUCCAGCAGAAUGUGGCACGCGUUGGGUGCGGCACUGUUGUGGCGGUCAAUGCCGGUGGCUUAUAAUGAAAUUCUUGAAGACUUUUCCCACUACGGUUUUGAUUUGCGCGGAAGCUUAUCCAUGUUUGAUCGUAGCGAACGUGGUGUUCGCAUAGUAAUAGUGUUUGGCUCCUUCCUUUUCUUUCGUGCGCUGCAGUACGUCGUACGAUGGUACCUCUUUGGCAAAUGCACCUUCCGGGCUUUCUCAUACUUUGGAAUUAGUGGCAGAAAUCGAAAUCAUGACAGUAGUAGAGAUUUAACGGUGAUAAGUGGAUUGUGGGCCGCAUAUGCCUUGCUGUUCUACCAACGUCUAUUCGACGAUCUCGUGAAUUACCGAUGUCAGGUCGCGGUAGACUUGAUAUACGUUUCAUUCGGUUACCUAUUGCACGAUUUUUUUGAUCUCAUCUUGAAUGAGCAGUCUGCUCGAAUAAUCGAAUUACUAUUUCAUCAUGUUGUCGUCAUUACGGGAUUCGUCGUUACUUUGGUUACCGAAAAAUAUCUCGGAAUAGUAAUAUUUGGGCUUUUGAUGGAACUCAAUUCUAUCUUUCUGCACACUAGGAGCCUUAUGAAUUUGUGGGUUAUUCAGCUUGUUCGUAGAAAAAACUAA